This is a messenger RNA of Colletotrichum navitas, 1998 nucleotides long. RefSeq names its product alpha-L-arabinofuranosidase B. Gene Ontology annotation, molecular function: alpha-L-arabinofuranosidase activity. Lineage: Eukaryota; Fungi; Ascomycota; Sordariomycetes; Glomerellales; Glomerellaceae. The coding region runs from base 310 to 1836 and encodes 508 amino acids. The transcript has a single exon. Gene Ontology annotation, biological process: pectin catabolic process; arabinan metabolic process; L-arabinose metabolic process. The record is from RefSeq and is a predicted model, not a curated record.
GUUCGGUCAGGCUUGCAGUGCCAACCUGGAAGGUGACAGUGGAAAUACACCAUGUCCAUCCUGAUUGGAGGGAAUAUCUGACGGUUCAGUCUCCAUCGCAUACCACUGCUCUUUGAUCCGUGUCUCGGACUUGUCAUCUUAAUUGGGAGUUCGGAUGAUAUUACGGACACAAACGAGGCCUCGGACGCCCGACAGUUUAAAAGCUCACGAUGUGCCGGUACUCCUUUUCUAUCGAGCGGUUUAGAAUGCCGCUCACAGGCGUUCUCAUAUCUCCUUUGCUGCCGUAGCCCCUAUUGCAAGCGAUUGGACAUGACAAUGUCUUCACGAUCCAGCUUUGAACGCGCCUGCGUACUCGCCCUGGGCCUUGCUGCUACAAGGUCCCUUGUCGCUGCCGGGCCCUGCGACAUCUACGCCUCUGGUGGCACGCCGUGCAUCGCCGCACAUAGCACCACCCGCGCUCUGUACAGCGCCUACAGCGGCUCUCUUUACCAGGUCAAGCGCGGCUCCGAUGGUGCUACGACUAACAUCGCGCCGCUGUCCGCCGGCGGUGUCGCAAAUGCUGCCGCCCAAGACACCUUCUGUGCGAAGACGACCUGUCUCAUCAGUGUCAUCUACGACCAGUCCGGCCGCGGCAAUCACCUCACCCAGGCACCGGGCGGCGCUUUUACCGGCCCGGAUGUCAACGGCAACGACAACCUCGCCAGCGCGAUCGGCGCACCCGUCACGCUGAACGGCCAGAAGGCGUACGGCGUCUUCAUCUCGCCCGGCACAGGCUACCGGAACAACGCCGCCCAGGGCACAGCUAGAGGCAACGAGCCGGAGGGCAUGUACGCCGUCCUCGACGGCACCCACUACAAUGGCGGUUGCUGCUUCGACUAUGGCAACGCCGAGACCAGUAGCACCGACACGGGCAACGGCCACAUGGAGGCCAUCUACUUUGGUGACAGCACGGGUUGGGGCACCGGCGCCGGCAGCGGCCCUUGGAUCAUGGCUGAUCUCGAGAACGGCCUGUUCUCCGGAGUCAGCCCCGCCAACAACCCUGGCGACCCGUCCAUCACAGACCGCUUCGUCACGGCAGUCGUCAAGGGAGGUCCGAAUCAGUGGGCGAUCCGCGGUGCCAAUGCCGCGUCCGGGGCGUUGACGACGUUCUAUAACGGUGUGCGCCCGAACAAGUCUGGGUACAAUCCGAUGAGCUUGGAGGGAGCCAUCAUUCUUGGCAUCGGCGGUGACAACAGCAUCAGCGCCCAAGGCACCUUUUAUGAGGGCGUCAUGACCACUGGCUUUCCAUCCGACGCCACCGAGAACGCGGUGCAGGCCAACAUUGUCGCAGCCAAGUACGCCACAACCUCCCUGAACAGCGGUUCGGCCCUUACCGUCGGCUCCUCGAUCUCGCUGAGAGCCACUACCGCCUGCUGCACGGCCCGGUACCUCGCACACACUGGCUCAACGGUCAACACCCAAAUAGUCACGUCCUCGAGCAGCACCGCCCUUAAGCAGCAGGCCAGCUGGACCGUCCGCACCGGUCUUGCAAACAGCGCCUGCUUCUCGUUCGAGUCCAAGGACACCCCCGGCAGUUUCAUACGGCAUUACAAUUUCCAGCUCGCGCUUAACGCCAAUGACGGCAGCAAACAGUUCGGUGAAGAUGCCACGUUCUGCACGCAGGCCGGUCUCAACGGCCAGGGCGACUCGAUCCGGUCCUGGAGCUAUCCCACGCGGUACUUCCGCCACUACACCAAUGUCACCUACAUCGCCAACAAUGGCGGCGUUCACGUCUUCGAUGCCGCCACUCUCUUCAAUGACGACGUGAGCUGGGUCAUCAACAGCAGCUUUGCGUGAAAGAUUUGGGUUCUAUGGGAACACUAUUGAGUAAUACUAGGGACCGUUUUUAUAAACCUGAUAAACCAAAUUACAAAUCCAUUCAAUACUUGGCUUGCUUCUUCAGUAUGUAUAUAUCAUGAUAAUACCAAGGGCAAAUAUAUUUCACCUUACAUUUCCAGC